Molecule: messenger RNA, 3461 nt
Organism: Melopsittacus undulatus (budgerigar)
Lineage: Eukaryota; Metazoa; Chordata; Aves; Psittaciformes; Psittaculidae
Product: histone-lysine N-methyltransferase SETD1A-like
Exons: 19
Cellular component (GO): Set1C/COMPASS complex
Molecular function (GO): protein binding; histone H3K4 methyltransferase activity; RNA binding
Source: RefSeq, a predicted model, not a curated record
GACGCUGGGUACCCCCCAGUGGGGACCCUGCAGGACCCAAGGCCCCGACGCAUAUGGGGCAAGCAGAGGGACCUGUCCCUGCCUGUGCCCAAGUUCAAGGUGGAUGAGUUCUGGUGCCCCCCCCCCCACGACGUGACCUUCGCCCACCUGAGCCCCCUGACCCACGACAGGUCCCUAUGGGAUCUGUGCAGCCGCUAUGGGGCCGUGGAGGAGCUGGAGCUGAUCCCACACCCGCGGACACAGCAGCCUAUGGGGCUGGCCAGGGUCAGGUUCCGCAGUGGGGCUGGGGCCAGAGCCUGUGUCCGCUCCCUGCACAACACUGUGCUCAUGGGCAGCACCAUCCAUGUCAUGCUGGAUGCACACGGGCAGCAGCGCAUGAAGCUCUAUGACCUGAUCGUCACUGGGGCCUUCACCCCACAGACUGUGCCCACUGGGGCCAAGGCAAUGGGGGACGGUGAAGAGACGCCCCCUGACCUCCGCCGCCCCCCCGAGGGCCCCUUCGUGCCCCCCCCCGGCAAUGGCGGCCCCGGGACCCCCCCCCCGCCAGGGGGCGCUGUGCCCUUCCCGGCUCCCUUCGCUCCCCCCUCCGCCUAUGGGGGCAGGCUCCCCUUCACCUCCCGUCGCCUGGAGCCCGGGGGGGGCUUCCCCCUGCGCCCCCCUCCCGGGACCCCCGAGAGUGUCCCAUUCACCCUCCAUAGCAGCCUGGACUCCCGCAUUGAGGCCCUAUUGAAGGAGCAGCGCUCCACCUUCUCCUUCCUGCCCCCCCCCCCGCCGCUGGGGGGCGCUAUGGGGCCGGUGGAGGGGGUCCUGGCUGCUCUGGUGCAGGAGAUGAAGGUCACAAUGCACAGAGACCUCAACAGGAAGAUGGUGGAAAAUGUGGCGUUUGGGGCCUUCGAUGCCUGGUGGGAGAGGAAGGAGGAGCAGGUCAAGCCGUUCCAGGGCUCGGGGCGGCCUCGGGACGAGGACAGGGAGAGGCUGAGGCCGAAGGAGCCUCCAGCUCUGCUCUCAUUGGUGGACUGGGCCCGAGGGGGAGGGGCCCUCAGGGGGGCACUGAGGCUGCCAUCGUUCAAGGUGAAGAGGAAGGAGCCAUCGGAGAUGGGGGAGGGGGGGGAAGAGAAACGGCCGCGACCCCCGACCCCCCCCGAGGAGGAUGAGGAUGCUUCUGGAAAGCGCCGGAAGCUUUUCCGCUUGGACAGUGAAGGGGAGGAAGCAUCAGAGGAGUCUUCAUCAGGCAAAGAGGAAGAGGAGGAGGAGGAAGCUGCCCCCCAAAGACGAAGGAGGAGGAGGAGGACCAAGGGGGAGCCCCCCCCGGGGGGGGAUGCUGGUGGCCAUGGCAACGAGGAAGAGGAGGAAGAGGAGCCCCCCCCCAGCGAAGCCUCCUCCUUGUACCGGGGGGGGGGCCCCGCCCCCUUUUGGCCCCGCCCCAUCUCCAACCUCCCAUUGGACCACGCGGCUCUGGUCAAGGCCUGGACGGAAGCUCCUGGGAGGAGGAGGAGGAGGAGGAGCCCUAUGGACAGCAGUGAGGAGGAGGAGGAGGAUGAAGAUGAAGGCAGCUCCAUUGAGGACAAUGGGGAUGAGGAGGAUGAUGAGGAUGAUGGAGGGAGCCCCAUUGAGGAGGAUGAGGAUGAUGAUGGUGAUGGGAGGAAGGUGUUUGCCCCUCGGAGUGAGUUCGAGCAGAUGACCAUCCUAUAUGAUAUAUGGAGCUCGGGGCUGGACGCAGAGGACAUGAGGUUCCUUAGGGUCACCUAUGAGAGGCUCCUGCAGGAGGACAGCAGCAGCCACUGGCUCAAUGACACACACUGGGUGCAGCACACCGUGACCCGUCCCAGCAGCCCCCGCUGGCCGCGGUGGCCUCGGCUCCGGUGCCACCGAACAGGCAGCGCCAGGAGUGAAGGUUUCUACCCAAUCAGCCGCAGGGAGAAGGAUCAAUACCUGAACCCGCAGCUGCCGCGGCAGCAACAGGCACCGGAUACACAGGGUCAGCUGCGGGUCCUGUCAGAGCGCAGGUCAGAGCAGAGACGUCUCCUCAGUGCAAUUGGUUCAGCUGCUGUGGCCGAUAGUGACCUGCUGAAGCUGAACCAGCUCAAGUUCCGCAAGAAGCGCCUCCGCUUCGGCCGCAGCCGCAUCCAUGAGUGGGGCCUGUUUGCUAUGGAGCCUAUAGCAGCUGAUGAGAUGGUCAUAGAGUAUGUGGGGCAGAACAUCCGACAGGUGGUAGCUGACAUGCGUGAGAAGCGCUAUGCCCAGGAGGGCAUCGGCAGCAGUUACCUGUUCCGGGUGGACCAAGACACCAUCAUUGAUGCCACCAAGUGUGGGAACCUGGCCAGGUUCAUCAACCACUGCUGCACUCCCAACUGCUACGCGAAGGUCAUAACCAUCGAGGCCCAGAAGAAGAUUGUGAUUUACUCCAAGCAGCCAAUUGGGGUCAAUGAGGAGAUCACCUAUGACUACAAGUUCCCUAUAGAGGACACCAAGAUCCCCUGUCUGUGCCGCACCGAGGCCUGCAGGGGGACACUGAACUGAGUCAUGUGAUCAUCAUGUGACCCACGGUAAGGUCAUGUGAUCACCUAUGACUACAAGUUCCCUAUAGAGGACACCAAGAUCCCCUGUCUGUGCCGCACCGAGGCCUGCAGGGGGACACUGAACUGAGUCAUGUGACCUGCGGUAAUGUCAUGUGACCCAUGGUAAUGUCAUGUGAUCACCGGUAACGUCAUGUGACCUGUGGCACCGGCACCAUCAGCUGACCCUGUCUGUGCCACACCGACACCUGCCACGGUACCCUCAACUGAGUCAUGUGACUGUCAUGUGAUCACCAGCACAGUCAUGUGACCCACGGCACCGGCACCAACACUGACACCUGCCUGUGCAGCACCAACUCCUGCUGCGGCACGCUCAGCUGAGUCACGUGACCCACAGCACUGUCACCUGACCCGCGCCACUGUCACCUGACCUACAGCACUGUCACCUGACCUGUGGCACCAACACCUGCCACGGCACCCUCAACUAAGAGUCACCUGACCCACAGCAGCGUCACAUGACCCGCAGCAAUGGCACCUGACCCACAGCAAUGUCACCUGACCCACGGCAGUGUCACGUGACCCACGGCAAUGUCACCUGACCCACGGCAGUGUCACGUGACCCAUGGCAAUGUCACCUGACCCGUGGCAGCGUCACGUGACCUGCAGCAACAUCAGCUGACCCAUGGCACCAACACCUGCCACGGCACCCUCAACUGAGGGUCACAUGACCCGCAGCAACAUCACAUGACCCGCGGCACUGGCACCUGACCUGCAGCCACCAUUGACCUAUGGCCACCGUUGUGACGUCACCGUCCCAGUGACGCCAUCGCCGCGACGUCAUCAUUGUGACGUCACCAGCCCCUCCCCCUCCUCCCCCCUCGGCUGUUUCUUGUAGAAACCCAUUGGGGGAGGGGCUGGUUGUGCCCCGCCCCUCGCCCCGCCCCC